AACACCAAUCAUGGACGUCGUUGCUUGAGUUUUCGGCGUUUUGAUGAAGAUAAAAAUGUAUAAUUAACUAAAAACCCCAUUUCUUUUAACAUUUUAGUGUAUAGAAAAUGGUAACGAUUGUUGACGAUCUAGACUCUUUAACUUUGCAAGAGCCUAUUUUCAAAGAUGUCAAAUAUUACCUGUCUGGCGAUGUCUCGGAAAGGGUAUUGCAACUUCUGCAGUCGGGCGGCGCUGAGAGUACAAAGUAUUUCUCAGACUAUGUAACUCAUCUUAUUUGUGGGCCAAACGCUGAAGAUACAGACCUCGACGAUGCUCAGGAUAUCUACCAAAUACCGGCAGUGACUGAGAACUGGGUGUUUGCCUGCGCGAGGUUGAAGAAAUUGGCUUGCACCAAGCCAUACAUACCCAAUAAAAACAAGAUAUUCUUGAAUGUUGUUGCUUGUGUGUCUAAAGUGAGUGCGGCCGACGCCAAAUCAUUGUUCGCGCUUAUUACGUUUCACGGAGGUAAAGUAAAGUUAAACCUGGACACUCAGUGCACUCAUUUGAUCUGUGGCUCAGCAUCAGGCAGUAAAUACAGUGCUGCUCUUAGCUUACCUGUGAAUAAAAUUAAAAUUGUUACUCCUGAUUGGGUUCUAGAAAGCUUAAAAGCUAGAAUACAAGCUGUAGCUGAAGUGUUUCAUCCGAAACUGUUGAUUGUUCCCCAACCGCCACCGAAACCAAUGGAUCGUAUCAGUGCUAUCACUGGAUUUGAUUUUGAAGAAGGCAUUGCUAAAAACGAGGUACCCACACAAAAUAUGACAGAGAGCAAAGAUGACAGUACACAAGCACUACUUGAUAAACUAAAACAAAGGAUGCCUUGGAAUCAUCCACCAUCAUCGGCAAAUUCAUCAUCAGUAGGUACAUCCAGUGUAACAUCUAUGGGUUUCACAACCACACCAUUACCCACUUCAAGCAUCAUGAGUAAAUCAUUACCACAAGGCAUUGUUACACAGAAUAUUCAGAUACAGAGUACACAAGCAAAUGCGCAACUCAUGCAGAAGUUUGGUCAAAAUACUAUAGUAUCGCAACCAAGUAUGAACAUACAAACACAACAAGUCAACUUGCAACAACAACAACAAUACCAAGGACAGCAACAACAACAAUCCCAGCCGCAUGGCUUGACUGCAAUACAAAUCCAACAACAGAAAAUAAUGCAACAGCAUCAACUCAAAAUGCAAAUGUUACAGCAGCAACAACAGCAGAACAAGCUGAACAACCAACAAAACCAACAGAGCUUCCAACCCAAUGUGUCUGUUUCUCAAAUCAAUCAAGGACUGUCCAAUCAAAUUCAACAGCACAUUCAAAGUAGCCAACAUCACAUACAGCAAAAUAUCCAAACACCCACAUCUAUGAGUUCUGCGCAGCAACAAAUUGAAAACAUAAGCCAAAUGCUAAGUCAGAGUGCUAAUAAUCUGCAACAGGCACAAUUGAAUCAACAGAAUUUGGCAAUGAAGCAAAGCUUAGGUUUGAGCCAACAGAGUGCUUCACAAGCUGUACAAAAUAUUGCCCAACAGUUAGCUCAGUCCACUCAGAAUCUCCAACAAAGUCUGCAAAAUGCUAAAUUGAAUCAAAGCUUAGGCCAAGGUCAAGUAAUUAGUCAGCAACUUUUGAGUAGUGGACAACAAUUAUCUAAUCAAAAUCAAAAUUUGCUCCAACAGCAGACUGUGCAGUCAUUGACAAAUCAACAACAAAAUAUCAACAUGGGAGUUGUCAACCAACAAGGUCUUGUUACAUCAUCACAGGGACAAACUGGGCAAGGUGUGCAACUUAAUCAAUUGGUAGGCAAUUCUGGUCAACAAUCUGUAAUAAGUCAACAGAUUCAACAGGUGCAACAGACCAUACAGGGUCAACAAAAUUCAAAUGUUCCAGUACAGGGGGCUUGGAGGCAACAAAAUAUACAAAUGGUCCAGAAUGUACAAGGUCAACAUCAGAUAAUUAGAAGUCCUCUAGUACAGACCAGAAACCCACAGAGUCAAGUUAUAUUACAGCAACAAAUAAUGCAAACCCAGCAGCAAGCCCUGAUAAAUAACCAACAACCACAGUCCAGUCCACAGCAUUCAAUUCAGCAGACAUCUCAACAAAUUCUUCAGCAAUCUAUUGGUUCACAAGGACAGGGUAUAAGUCAGACCCAUCAUCAAAUUUUGGUACAGAAACAACAGCUUUUGAAUAGCUCUGGGCAGCAGCAGAUAGUGCAAGCACCUCAGCAAGUGCUGAUAAAUCAGCAUCCUGGCCAACAGCAGAUUUUAGUGCAUGGCAAUCAACAAGUGACCCUGCAAGGUGGUCAACAAAUUGUAUCUCAAAACCAAAUCGUUCAUCAGGGGGGUCAGAUUGUUAACCAAGGGGGCCAACAAAUCAUAACUCAAGGUGCACAACAAGUGCUGUCACAGGGUGGUCAACAUGUGAUCACACAACAAGGGCAACAGCAAGUUGUCAUUGCACAGUCAUCUCAACAGAUUGUAACACAGUCAGGGCAGCAAAUCAUUGGUCAGACUGUAGGACAGACACAGCAAGUGUUGUCACAGGUGCCUCAGUCGCCACAGCCUGGUACUCAGUUAACUUCAGGGGGUGGGAUCCAGCAGAUCAUCACACAUGGUGGGGGCCAACAGAUUGUUUCACCUGGAGGACAACAGAUAGUGCAAGGAGGGCAAAAUGUCUCUUGGCAACAGCAGCAGUACUUGCAACAGAGACAGCAGAUAGCUCAACCUGCAGCAGUUGGUCCUAGGGUGUCAUGGUCAGGCGGCGGCCGUCAGUUGAUCCACCUAGACGCUCAGACGCACGCGCAGCUCCAGCAGAUGGAUCCCCAGCAGCGCGCCAUGUUCGUCGCACAGCUGCAGAAGAGGCGACAGCUAUCAAUACAACGAGCAGCUGCUUUAGCGCAACAGCAGCAACCGGGUGUGGUAGCUGGUUCCCCUGGGACGCCGACUCCGACUGGCGCCCCACAAAGUGUUACCUUCAUCAGAAGCCAACUGCCGCCUGGACUGACGCAGCAGCAACAGGUGCAAUGGCUACAGCAGCAAGGUGCUAGGGCGACGACUAUACCAGCUGCGGUGCCCGCGCAACCUCCACAGUCCCCUGUAGGUGGUGCAGUGGUGGCUAGCGCAGCGGGCGGGGGUGGGGCCGGGGUCGGUGCUGGUGCGGGUGGUGUAGGCGGUGCUGCUGUCGACGCGCAACUGCAGCAGCUGCAGCUACAACGCCAGCAGCAGUACCAGCGGCUGCAGCAGCUGCAGGCACAGCGCGACCACGUGGCGCACCAUCACGCAGCCGUCAAACAGGUGGCCCCAGGGGUGGGCGUGGGAGUGGGAGUGACUCAACACGUGGUGGGGGCUGCUAUAGCGGAGCCACAAGUCGAUGCUCUGCUCACACCCACUGGGCAAGACCAACAAGCAGGAGCAGGCGGUGCUUUACUAGUGAAUCAUAAGACGAAGACUGCGCUCGCGAACAUGCUCAGUAUUCGCUUGCAAGGUUCCGCGCCUCCCACUGAACACGAACCUUCCGCUGCCGGCACUUUAAGGUUGAUGACAGCAGCGCACGCGGCGGGCGGCGCCGUCCGCGCCCCUGCCCGACUGUUGCUCGGGCCCGCUCACCACGCGCAUCAGCCUGCAGCGACUGGCGUAGUCGGCAAUAAAGUAUAUGCGGGUGCGGUGAGAGCCCCUCCACCUCGAGCACAAUUCUAUGGACACAAUCCCAACCUGAAGCUACCUCCAGAUCUGUUUCUACUGGGAUGCGUCUUCCAUAUCGUGGAAUACCAGCAGUCUUGGGGCACUGACCGCGUGUCCCGAUGGGCUGAAGCCAUACAGCGACGCGGCGGCGAAGUGGAAGCCGGAUAUUGUGCCAGAGUCACUCACGUACUGUGCGAGACUCAGAAACAUGGCGUAGUUAUGCAGGCCCUCCGUGACGCGAAACGUUGCGUGACAGCGUACUGGCUGUCCGACGCCAUGUUGCGUCGCGGCGUCGCUCCCCCUUGGCAAGCUUUGCAUCUGCCAAGUAUGUACGCUGCCAGAGAUCGACCCGCCAAACACCAUCGCGCCGCCAUAUCCGGUUGGCGGGAUGAGGAGAGGGAUAGAAUCACGUUUUGUAUAGAACACAUCGGUGCUAAGUUGACGCCAUACAUGACUCGCGACAACACCGUACUCAUCUGCAAACGAGCGGAGGGCAACAAGUACCGACGCGCCCGCGAGUGGGGAAUCCCCGUGGUGACGGCCGCGUGGCUCACCGACCUGUUGCUAGGCAACAUGAGCGCUCUGUCACAAAUUGAAAACGCCAAAUACCAACAAUUUAACUUAACCAGUCCGUUCAGGAUGGACUACAGUCUGGUGUCGCAUUUGAUGAACGCUUGGAAGAUGCCCAUAAACAUAACUCAAGAAUCGAACGAGCGUGCGAAACGCAGCGCCGCGUCCGCACCGCGGCGUGCGAAACGCCCGCGGCUCUCACCCGCGCCACCUCUACCUACCAACCUGCAUAAUGCCCCGCCACCACCACCGCCGCCAUUACAUCUGGCGCCGAGGGUCUUACUAUCAGCAGUACCGAAGGCUGAUCACGCCCGGCUAGCGGCUAUAGUCAGACAACUGGGCGGGUUAGUCGUUACAUCCGCAGCGGAAGCGACGCACCUCGUAAUGGAAAAACUCGUUAGAACCAGCAAGUUGGUAGCGUGUUUAGUGACCGCAAAGCAUUUAGUCUCCACAGAAUGGCUAAUAGACAGCCAGAGGCUAAACAAGUUCGCAGAUGAGGCUAAACACGAGUUACGCGACGAAGCUUUCAACAAAAUGUUCAACUGCGACAUAUCUGAAGUAUUACUCUCCGGAGAACAGAGAAAGAGACUGUUCGAUGGGAUAACGUUCUUCCUCACGCCCUGCGUGAAACCUUCACGGUCCGCGCUCACAGAAAUGAUAGAACUGUGCGGUGGUAAAGUCGAAAAGAACCGUCGCUCCUACGUUUCCAUACAAGAAAUGCAUAACCAGAAACCGUACAGUUAUCUAGUACUAACAGUGCCCAACGACCUACAUCUCGUUUACUAUCUUCUACAAUCGGAGAAAACUCUCAAUGUAGUGUGCAGUACUGAGGUGGUGCUAUCCGCUAUUAUGCGACAGAAACUGGAAGUAGAAGAGUUCUUGGUGAAAAUAGAUUAAUCAAAUGUUAUUUUAUAAAUUUUUAUUGUUGUGCAUGAAUGAAUUUUUAAUAGAUUUUUUUAAUUGGUGAUUUUUUUCAAUGGAGUAUUGUAAUUUUAUAUACUUAUAGAUUUAUUAUUCUGAAUUGUCAUUUUGAAUGGAGUUGUAUAUAUUUUUAAUGUAAUUUAAUAUUUGAGAUGAGAUAUUUGCAAUGGAUUUUUAUUGUAUUAAGGUUCAGAAGUGCAUGAAACCAACUAGGCCUUUGUACUGAAUGUACUAUAAUUAAUAUUUCUUUAAAAAAUCGAUCAGCUUCGAAUGGAACAAUAGAAAAAUAUUAUUGGUGUAAAUGUCAAUAUCACGUACAAAGGCGAAGGUAAAAUUUUUAUAUGUAAAUAAUAGAAUAAAAUGACAUUCUAAUGCGUUGUAAGAUUUUUUAUGUAUUUGACAUUUUAUCGUUAUUUGUAAUUCGUAUUCAUGUAAUUUAUUUUAAAUGAUUUAUUUUUCCUUCUCAUAUUUUUAAAACUUUUUUAUUUAUUAAAUUUUUUUGGGUUCUUAUUCCAAAGAAUGAUGCCUUACGUGUACAGUAUGCGGCAAAUAAUUUAAUUAAAACCCCAUAAAAAAUUUAAAGUUUCUUCAAAAACUGAAAUUUCGCAUGCAUAUUGUACUUAGGUUUUGAAAUGUUUGAUCCACUGUUACAUUGUGUUAUAAAAUGUUGUCAUAAUACAGAUUCAUGAAAUAUUUGUUGUUAAUUGUAACAUAUAUCUUGAUUAUUAUUAUAAUCAUACCAUUUCUAGUAAUUUUUAUGGUUCAUGAAAUAUUUGUAAUUUGAUUUUGAAUGAUUUUUUAUGCUAACUUCCUUUGUUAUCUUGGGAGUUGUUUUUUUAACUACCACGAAUAUUAAUUUACCAAUCUCUUUGUUCUGAUAUGUUUUUAAAUUGUUUCAUGAAUUCCUGAUUUUUCCGUUUUUUAUUACAAAAGUAGUUUUAUGAUGUUUCCGAAUGGCGAAAUGAAUUUCCGUAUUAUUUUAUAGUUUGAAACAAAUGGAUUCUGUUUUACGCUAUUGUAUAUAUAGAAGACCUAAUUCGUAAGACAGGUUGGACCAUGUAAAAAGAGAAUGAAAUUGAUUAUACGAA
This is a messenger RNA of Chilo suppressalis (striped riceborer), 6277 nucleotides long. The record is from the annotation of a GenBank genome assembly. Lineage: Eukaryota; Metazoa; Arthropoda; Insecta; Lepidoptera; Crambidae.